Molecule: messenger RNA, 1485 nt
Organism: Cynara cardunculus var. scolymus (artichoke)
Lineage: Eukaryota; Viridiplantae; Streptophyta; Magnoliopsida; Asterales; Asteraceae
Product: trihelix transcription factor ASIL2
Exons: 2
Coding region: 225-1280 (351 amino acids)
Cellular component (GO): nucleus
Molecular function (GO): transcription cis-regulatory region binding
Source: RefSeq, a predicted model, not a curated record
UCGAAACAAAAUAUGAUGGGAAAGUAAAUGUCCAUAAAAUUUGGUAAUCUAACUAAAAGUAGCUUUCUUUUUCUAUCUUUAAUUUGCCCCCUCUAAAUGCUAGUGGCUUUUUCCCUUUCUUUAGUGUCUCCUAACAUUGUAAAAAGGACACAUACCCCCUACUUUCAUGUUAGCAGCUUAGUGGGAAAAUUGUAGUAUGAGGAGAGGAAGGAGGAGGGAUCACCAUGGAUAAACCAAAUAAGCAAGAAAACCCAUCUCUCCUCACCAAUAGAGAUCAUGAUUCUCCCCCCAAGAAGCCUCCACCGGCCACCGUCGCCGGCGGUGGUGGAGAUAGAUUGAAAAGAGAUGAGUGGAGUGAAGGUGCGGUUUCAAGCCUACUAGAGGCUUAUGAAGCCAAGUGGGUGCUACGAAAUCGAGCCAAGCUAAAGGGUCAUGACUGGGAAGAUGUGGCUAAGCACGUGUCUUCACGCGCCAAUUCAAGCAAGUCGCCUAAAACACAAACGCAGUGUAAGAACAAGAUCGAGUCGAUGAAGAAACGGUACCGUUCCGAGUCCGCCACCACCGACGUAUCGUCGUGGCCGCUCUAUCCGCGGCUGGAUCUGUUGUUGCGCGGCAGCGCUGGUCCUCCUCUGGUCACGGUUGCUGCAUCUGCCGGCGAUCUGCCGUGUUCUUCGAUUCCGAUCGCUAGUAGUAAUCUUCCUCUGAUGGUGUUUGAACACACGCCACCACCACCGCCUCCUCCGCUUCCUUCGACGCUGAUUCACUCAUCAAGUACGCCGGUGACUGCCGCGGCACCGGCGCCGGGUUCGAAUCCGGUAAUUCAAGGAACUGGACAGAAUUCAAUCGAUUCUAAUGGCGUCGAUCGGGAGAACAAGGAAGAUGUGGAGGGUACGAAAAUUCCCGACCAUCAACUAUCCGAAAAAAUGGAGAUCGAGACCGACUGUAGUACCCCUGCACUCUAUAGCAACAAGGAAAAGAUACAGUCGAAAAAUCACAAGACAAGGAUGACAGACGGUAGAAAAAGACGAAGAAAAAGCGAAAACUGGGAUGUGGCCGAGAGCAUACGGUGGUUGGCGAAAGUAAUGGUGCGUUCGGAGCAAGCGAAAGCCGAGACGAUGCGAGAGUUGGAGAAAAUGCGAGCGGAUGCCGAAGUUAAGAGAGGUGAAAUCGAUCUGAAGAGAACUGAGAUAAUUGCACACACACAGUUAGAGAUCGCCAGGCUAUUGGCCGCCAGUCUGGGCAAAGGCGUCGACCCGUCUUUGAGGAUUGGAAGGAGUUGAAAGGGGUUUCAUUAAUUACACCGUUUAACCGUUUUACAUAUAUACUUUUACGUGAUAAUUAUUACAAGAAACACAAACAAAUCUAUACGUCUACCUCAAUGUAGAUGUAGAAACUUGUCAUUUAAUAUCGAUGGAGAUUUGUAUCUUAUAUUCGACCGUUGGGAUAACACUAUUUAAUAAAGUCAUCAAGUUAUUUGUCAGUAAA